UCUCAUUUCUGUACACUUCAUUCACAAAACCAACCUUAAGAGAUGACGAGCCACUCCAGAAACACAAGCUCUAUUGCUUAUCUCUUGCUUUGUCUCUUCAUUACCUCUGCGACUGCACAUUCCUUCAUACGACAAUUCACUGAUGGUGACCUCAACACAAAUCUGCAGCAGGAGGUAGGCGUAGAACCAAUCCGAAACCUGGACGUAGGGCAUUACUUACAAGGAAAUAAGGAGAUCUCAUCACAUGAUUAUAAAGUCUCAGCUUCAAACGCAGUCAAAGGUCUGAGAGAUCGUCCUCCAUCGUCUUACUCUCUCAAGAUGGAGUCUUUCAACACACUCCUUAAGUCAACUUACACGGAGAAAUACGUAUCUCGUCCCUUUUCAGUUGGUGGAUACAACUGGACACUUGUUGUGUUCCCCAAUGGAAACAAGAAGGAUGGUGGUUCAGGGUACCUUUCGCUUUACGUAGCCAUAGACAACUCAACUCUUGUUGCUGCACAGCAAGAGAUCUACGCGGAUCUAAGGUUUUACAUCUUUAACAAGAACGAGAGGAAGUACUUCACUAUCCAAGAUACCGAUGUAUGGAAGUUUAGUGUCUUCAAAACGAUGUGGGGAUUCUCUCAGGUCCUCUCCAUUGAUACAUUCAAAGACCCGAUAAACGGAUACCUCUACGAUGGAGAUCACUGCGAGUUUGGUGUUGAUGUAACCAUUCCUUCUCUUUAUGAAAAAUCAGAACUUUUCUCUGUCACAGAGAAUUUUCAAAAUCCGAGAUUCACCUGGACCAUUCGAGGAUUCUCUACGCUGCUAAGAGACACUUACCUAUCAGAUGUGUUCACCAUCGGAGGAAGAAGUUGGAAUAUACAAGUUAAUCCAAGUGGUCGUGCCACGGGAGAGGGAAAAGCCUUGUCGAUGUACCUUAACCUUAAUGUGAACGAGAUAUUCAAACCAUAUGAGAAGAUUUAUGUUCGAGCCAAGCUUCGAGUUCUUAACCAACGCAAUCUCAAUAACGUCGAAAGGCCACUCGAUAUUUGGUACAAUGGUCCGGGAUAUGGAGAAUAUAGCUGGGGUUACCCUGAGUUUAUCUCUCUCUCUGAUCUCAGAGAUGCAUCAAAGGGUUUCCUUGUGAACGAUGUGUUGAUGGUUCAAGUUGAAAUGGAGGCCAUUUCUUCAACCAAGUACUUUCCUAAGAAGAGAAAAGAUGGACCAAUCCCAAACCUGGAAGAAGCAAAUUACUUGCAUAAACAUAAUGAGAUCUCAUCACUUGAUUAUAAUAAAGUUUCAGCUUCAAACAUAGUUAAAGCUCUAAGAGAUGAUCCUCCAUCGUCAUACUCUCUCAAGAUAGAGUCUUUCAACUCGCUUCUUAGAACCUACGUACUCAGAUUCGAAUCUCGUCCUUUUUCAGCUGGUGGAUACAACUGGAGACUUGUUGUGUACCCUAGCGGGAACUGGUGGGAUACUAGUUCAGGAUACCUUUCGCUUUACGUAGCCAUAGACGACUCGACCCCCAUCGCUGCCCAUCAAGAGGUUCAUGCGGAUCUAAGGUUUUACAUCUUCAACAACAACGAGAGAAAGUACUUGACCAUCCAAGAUAUGGAUGUAUGGAAAUUUAGUGCCUCCAAAAAAAUUUGGGGAUUCCCUCAGGUCUUGUCUACAGACGUAUUCAAAGACCUGCGAAACGGAUACCUCUACGAUGGAGAUCAGUGUGAGUUCGGUGUUGAUGUGACCAUUGCUUCUCACUACCAAAAAUCUGAAUCUUUCUCUGUCACUGAGAGUUUCUAUAACCCGACAUUCACCUGGACUAUUCGGGGAUUCUCCACGCUGCUCAAAGAGAGUUAUCAAUCAGAUGUGUUCUCUAUCGGAGGAAGAAGUUGGUAUAUACAUGUGUUUCCAAAUGGUCGUGGAGAGGGAAAAGCCAUGUCUAUGUAUCUAAACAUUAAUUGGGACGUGAAAUUCAAACCCUUUGAGAAGAUUUAUGCUCGAGCCAAGCUUCGAGUUCUUAACCAGCGAAAUCUCAAUAACGUCGAAAGGCAACUCACGAAUUGGUACAUUGGUCCGGGAUAUGGCUCGGGUGACUCUGAGAUUAUCUCUCUAGCUGAUCUGAGAGAUUCAUCAAAGGGUUUUGUUGUGAAUGAUAUGUUGAAGGUUCAAGUCCAACUUGAGGCCAUUUCUUCAACCAUGUACUUCCCCAGUUAGAUUUCUCAAACCAAGGAACUUGCAACUCCAUGUUAUUGCUUUGUUAUCAAACCACCUAAUCAUAAGAAAUUGAGUAUGUUUUA
This is a messenger RNA of Arabidopsis arenosa, 2276 nucleotides long. NCBI's taxonomy places the organism in Eukaryota, Viridiplantae, Streptophyta, Magnoliopsida, Brassicales, Brassicaceae. The record is from the annotation of a GenBank genome assembly.